Molecule: messenger RNA, 160 nt
Organism: Prorocentrum cordatum
Lineage: Eukaryota; Dinophyceae; Prorocentrales; Prorocentraceae
Source: the annotation of a GenBank genome assembly
GUCGUGGUGGUCUUGGUCGCUGCGUUGUGUUGUGCGCUGGUGUUCUUGCGCGUGGUGCUGGUCGCGGUCGUGGGCGUUGUUGCCGCUGCGGUGCUCCUCGUCGCGCUGGUGUUGCUGCGCGUGGUGUUGGUGGUCGCGGUGGUCGCUCUGCUGGUGCAAG